This is a messenger RNA of Paramacrobiotus metropolitanus, 573 nucleotides long. RefSeq names its product mitochondrial import inner membrane translocase subunit Tim29-like. Gene Ontology annotation, cellular component: TIM22 mitochondrial import inner membrane insertion complex. The record is from RefSeq and is a predicted model, not a curated record. Bases 1 to 573 code for a protein of 190 amino acids. The transcript is spliced from 2 exons. NCBI's taxonomy places the organism in Eukaryota, Metazoa, Tardigrada, Eutardigrada, Parachela, Macrobiotidae. Gene Ontology annotation, biological process: protein insertion into mitochondrial inner membrane.
AUGUCGGUAAUCUUGAAGCGUUUUCCUCUGCACUCCGUAAGCACAUUCCUGGCCCGACCGUCGAUAGUGAAAACACGCGAUCGGAUCACCAACUUCAAACCAGUGCGCUUCGUCCUCAACGUCCUCGACGACUACGCCAGCGUAAUCAAGGACGCCGCCGAGGAUUCCCGCGCCCGUCCAUGGCGCUCCGUGGCCAUUAGCCUCGGUUUAUUGACGGCGUAUCUGGCGUACCGUCGCAACCCGACCGAGCUGAGUUUCCGCGAUCACUGGCUGGACGCCAACAACGAUCUCAUCCAAGUGCCGGUGCGCAGCCGUAAUCCGGCCGCCGAGGAGUUUCUGGUGGAGGUGGGCCGGUUGCGCAAUCAGGGACGGCUGGAGUAUCAGAAUUGGGGGCUGGCCGCGGUGGUGUUGCGGAGGGAUUUCGAUAAAGGCUGUGAUUUGUACGAAGCACGGUGUAAGUACUUGAAGGUGCCGCUGGAGCGCUUGUGGGACACCGUGGUGGAUGUGGGGGUGUGGGGAAGGUGGUGGAGGAUGGAGCGCGCCAUGAGGGAUUAUGAUAUCCAUCCGGAGUGA